This is a messenger RNA of Penicillium odoratum, 918 nucleotides long. RefSeq lists its product as uncharacterized. Lineage: Eukaryota; Fungi; Ascomycota; Eurotiomycetes; Eurotiales; Aspergillaceae. The record is from RefSeq and is a predicted model, not a curated record. The coding region runs from base 1 to 918 and encodes 305 amino acids. The transcript is spliced from 4 exons.
AUGGUGCAAAGCGAUGGAGUCGCUUACUGUGGUGACCAAUUGAUAGGUGUUACCAUCACGGUCGCAAUUCUCGAAGGGGCAAUCGUUUGCGCGCGCUUCUACACCAGAUACAUGCACAAGACGGCCGUUGGAUCUGAUGACUAUCUUAUGAUUCCUGCGUUGCUGGCGAGUCUAGGGCAGGCUGCUCUCUAUGUUUACUCCGGCUUUCUAUUUGCGCAGAACACUAAUCAUGGGCGAAUGAAAGUGGUGAAGCAGGGUGGGGUCGGCUACCAUCUUGCAUAUGUGAUGCGAACCCCACAGAAGCUGGUGAUACUGCAAGAGUAUGUAGUUUCCUGGUCGCCUUGGAAGGUAGAAAUCUUACAAUCACUGCAGGGCCGUUACGCAAAUGAAAUUCUCGACUUUCCGUUUACCGUGAGUCCAGAAAAGCUGUCAAUUCUCCUAUUUUACCUUCGUAUCUUUACCCUUCGUAUCUUUACCCUUCGCACCUUUCGAAUAUUUGCAUAUAUCGUUGGAACAGUUGUUCUGAGUCACGCGAUUGGGGUGCUAUUUGCCGCAGUCUUCCACUGCUUGCCGAUCGCAUACACGUGGGACACUUCGAUCACAGGAACAUGCUUUUAUCAACAGAGAUUCUAUCGAUGGGUAUCCCCUCCAAACAUUAUGACCGAGGUCCUCCUCCUGGUGAUGCCUUUACCCUAUGUCUGGAAGUUGCAAUCUUCCUUAGGGCAUAAGUUAGCUUUGACAGGCAUAUCCCUAUUGGGAAGUCUGGGUCUCUGUCAAGCUUGGUAUAUGGACCAUUUUGGAAGGCGAGAUCAUAAUCAUAGCAGCCUGCCUACCUUCAGUUUGGCCAUUAUUGACCAGGAAAUUUCCUCAAAGACUUCUCACCACUCAACCUUCCCAAAGGGAGUUGCCUCGCUAUGA